This is a messenger RNA of Botrytis byssoidea, 3287 nucleotides long. RefSeq lists its product as uncharacterized. The record is from RefSeq and is a predicted model, not a curated record. The coding region runs from base 797 to 3055 and encodes 752 amino acids. Lineage: Eukaryota; Fungi; Ascomycota; Leotiomycetes; Helotiales; Sclerotiniaceae. The transcript has 3 exons.
GACUUUUUAUUGCAAUGAUGAUUCUCCCUUUUGUUUGCCAAUGCCUGCUCAUUCUUCCUGCAUAGUCUUUUUUGCAACAAUAGCAAAUCAUUAUAUUAUCUCAUCGCAAGUAUGAUGGAAUAUACACUUUAUCCCUUUGAGGUCUCCCAUUCUCUUUUGCUUCUUCAGGUUUUUGGAAUUCUGCUGAGGAUGGCAUGGAGUGAAUGGGAGAGUUAGGGUCCCUACGACGCAUGAUUAUAGUUGAUACUUGGAGGCAGAUGCCUAUCUUGAUCACUUUUGACCUGGUCGAAUGAUCCUCCCUUUCUUGCAAAUCCGCACUCAUGAAAGGGAAGUCGCCCACCACUCCUUCAUUCGACUAUGUAUCAAUACUUCAAUGGAGUUAAAGGCCUGCUCAAUCUCGUAUCUGCGAGGGGUGAUAACUUGAGAGCUUUUUAAAUGUACUAGGUACCGUAUACAAGAUAAGGAUGUGUUCUACCCAGGCAGAUUUACAGCUUUAAAGUCUUUUCCAUGCCAUUCUAGUUCAGUAUUAAGUGCCCAAAUGCCAAAGUCUCAUCGCACUUUCCCCUGAUACGCAGUCGUACCAUAUCAAUCACUAUGACUACCAUGUUGAGACCUUCCCACAUCGACCUUCCUUCACAUUCAUGGUCUUCAUACUCAUAGAUAACUUCAAUUCGGGUUCAAACCUCUCUUCUCAUUCAACAUUUUCACAUCAAAAACCCUUCUACAAGCAAUCAACCUUCACUAUUGAUUCGCAUAGUUGCAUUCACCGAUUUAAUAUUCAUCUCAUAACGGAAACAUGGCUAUUAACGAAGAAACUUUCGAAGACCUCCGUAAAGAGAUCGAAAAACUACGCUCUGAGCAACCUACACUGAAUUCCCAUGAAAUAUGGGAACAUCUAGUCAAAAACUCGGACAGGCAGAAACCACUGGAAGAGAUCACGGUGGAAAUUUGUCUGGUAGCGUGUUUCGAUUACCCUGAGGAAGAGACUGUCAAAUUCAAGGCCACGAAAGCCAAUCUUGAAUAUAUGGAGAACGACGAUAAAUGUCUCAUGGAAUUUCUUAAGAAUAGAUUCACUAGCACCAAACCUAUACAACCGGCUACAAAAAGUACACAGUCUGAAUCCGAAGAUAUACAGUCUGACUCCAAAGAUACAGAGUCUGAAUCCGAAGACAUACAGUCUGAAUCUAGAGAUAUACACCUCGGCGCUGAAUAUACAAAAUCAGGUUCCCGACAUACAGCGUUGGAGAUCGAUCAGUGGAUUUCAGUACGCGGAAAUCUUGCUCUCCAAGUACUUAGAGAUAUCAAUCCUGGACGAUCAUAUAAUGAUAUAGACCAUAAACUAUUGUUUCGACGCAUUCAAGCGCUAACCUCAAGGCAGCCUAAACUGAGCUCUCGUGAAAUUUGGCGACGUCUUAACGAGGAGCCAGGCAGCCAGAAUUCACUGGAAGAAGUCGUUGUAGAGGCUUGGCUGCUAGUGGCGUUUGAUUAUCCCAUAGAGAAAUUAGUCCAAAUCAAGGCUCAUGAGCACCAGGUGCGGCAGUACGAAGAAGAUCGACUGAAUAAGGACCUAUCUGCUAAAGAUUUUAUUAGAAAAUGGUAUGCUUUUCUCAUGUCCAACCCCAACUUGAGGAAAAGAGUCGAAGAUUUAGAUACAAGGGUUCUUGUAGAGAUCCAUGAUCUAUGGUUCCAUAACCGUGAUUCAAGCUCUCGUUGGAUUUGGGGAGAGCUGAAUAGGAAACCAAAUGGCCUAAUGCCAUUGAAAGAAAUAGUUGUAGAGGCUUGUUUGGUAGCAAAUGGUUAUCUCUUGGCGAACACCAUCCAGUUGAAGAAUCAAGAAAACCGGUGGUGGCAGGAAACCGAAAUUUUACGAUAUGAAACCAAAGAUGGCACUUUUUUAGCCGCGAGAUUAGGUGAAGGAAUGGAGUCUAUGGCGCUAUUUGACAACAAGCUGAACCUUAAAAAGGUUGUUAAAGACAUUAAAGAGCUGCGACGUCGUCAACCUACGUUAAGUCCUCGUCAGAUAUGGGUCGAUCUCGACAAACCAAACUAUUGGCCGGCACCAUUGCUAGAAAUCGCGGUAGAAGCCUGCUUGAUCAAAUUUUGUGGCAUUCGUCCUGAAGAUACCACACAACUUGAAUCGUUAGAUUAUUACGAAGUGCCUGGGAAGAGGUUCCUAGAUAGGGUCUUGGAUUAUUGUUUUGGCUCGCAUAAGCUCGGAGACGCCAGCUGUGCAUGCUGUGGCUCUGCAAAGAUCGUAGAGAAGAGUGAGAUCGAACAUUAUCGAAAGAAUGGAAGAGUGAAGGUGGACCCUAAGACCACUCGAGCAGUUGGGUUAUUAAGGAUCAUGCUCGAUACAAAGUAUACUAUCAGAAGCUUCUUACCAAUAAACACACCAACGGCUUUGGCUAUUAUGCCAUAUCAGGAUAUGAAUGCUAGUCAGCGAGUUUACGCCCUAUUUUACGCUGAAUGGGAUGCAUGGAUGGGACCAUCACGUCCAAUUCAUCCUCCAGUCGAUUACGUCGCAGGCGCUGAGAAAACUGCUAUCGUUGAUUCAGGCGCCUAUCCUAAUUGUCAAGAUGAACUUCCAACAUGGACUCCAGAAAGCCCUAUGAGUUUUGAGGUACAUGUACAAUGCGCAUUAAUAAGCACAUGUUGGGGAUACCGUGGUUCAAUUGACUGGCUGACGUUCGCUAUGAAACGAACACGAGACCCGGAUACAAUCAAGAUGAUUAAUAGUGUUUUUGCCGGAUUCUUUGGUCUUAAAAUGUAUCAUAUGGGGGGUGGCUUUAUCGAAUAUCACAAUUGGCACAAUGAUUGGUUCCAUUCCUUUCGAGUUUCCCAUGGAAUUGUAGCAUUUGUGAGGGAGAAAGUGAAUUCUCCAGAGGUGAUGUGGGCGGAGAGAGAUGAAGAGGGGAAGUACACAGCACAUUACGAGCCCCGUCUAAUGCCAAUAGGAGUAUCAACACCGGUGCUUAAAGCAAGGGAUAAAGUAGCACCGCCCGGUUGGGACUUUGAAACUUUUGGUCAUGGACACUGGACAUCCUCCAAUGAUUAAGAUUCUAACGUUCAAUUUGGUCCAAUUUUUGUAGAAACAGUUGUGGUGUGUACAAAACCGGCUCGCUGUGUAUAUUUCUUACGCUCUCUUUAUGGUACAUUGUUUUCAAGGGGUUCUGUAUAAAUACCAGGAACCUCGAUUAAUCAAACGAGUUUAACAAUUACACAUCGUGUUUCUAUUGCGUGCGAUGAGAUUUGUGUAUUUGGGAAUAGCUUCAAUUCAUAAUAUCUAU